This is a messenger RNA of Pseudocercospora fijiensis CIRAD86, 396 nucleotides long. RefSeq lists its product as uncharacterized. The record is from RefSeq and is a predicted model, not a curated record. The transcript is spliced from 8 exons. NCBI's taxonomy places the organism in Eukaryota, Fungi, Ascomycota, Dothideomycetes, Mycosphaerellales, Mycosphaerellaceae. Bases 1 to 396 code for a protein of 131 amino acids.
AUGACCAAACCGCCACGACAGCAUGAACGGCACGGCUCAUCAUCACACACGUCCGAAUCCUUCGUACCGACGUCUUCAUCACCGUCAUCAUAUCGAAGGCACAGUACGGAGGCAGCGGGAACGGCAACUAAUAAGCAGUACAUCACUGGCCACUGCCACUGCCCUGUCUUGAAAAGACGAGAGCUCACACUGACCCGUCACUCCUCUCUCGCAUGUCCACCGCGCGGCAGAUCCAUCAUUGCACCAGUGCAGAAAUAUGCAUGGAACAGACAACGCGGAAAUUCGUUUCUUAGAUUGGUUAGGGAGUGGAGUUUGGAGAAGAAGGGUGUAGGCCGAGUGGACAGCGAUAUACCACUGUCUCCGUACUACAGCCCCAACAAUGCGACUAACUCAUAG